UCUUUUGUUAAAGAAACCCUAAAAUAAAAGAAAACAUAUAAGAUGCUGAGGUAUGAUGAUUUGGGUCUAAUCUUCUGUUGGAAGAUGCUGCAGUUAACCGUAGCUAUCAUUUGAAGUUCAUAUUCAUCAUUUCUUUAGUUUUUCUUGCUUAAGUUUGUUUGGUUGAAAAGGGAGAUAUCUUUAUCGGUAGGUAAUUACAGGUAAAUAUUACAUCAUGAAUGUAUUUCAAAGCCUCAUAGAAAGACUAAGGCCUCUUGUGGGUUUGAAAGGCUGGGAUUAUUGUGUUCUUUGGAUAUUUAGUGAUGACCAAAGGUUUCUCGAAUGGAUGGAGUGUUGCUGUGGUGGAACUGAGGACAUACAAAAUGGUGGAGAUGACGUUCAAUUUCCUCUUUCUUCUUCUUGUUGUAGGGAUUUAAUCUUUCAACACCAAAGAACUAAAUCUUGUGAACUUCUUGCACAACUGCCCACUUCAAUCCCAUUAGACUCUGGGAUUCAUGCACAGACCUUGAUAUCAAACCAACCCAGAUGGCUAAAUUUUUCUAGUUGUUCAGAUUCAAGUGUUCUUGAAGGAACAGUUGGAACUAGGGCUUUGAUACCAGUUCCUGGAGGACUAUUAGAGCUGUUUGUUACUAAACAAGUAUCUGAAGAUCAACAAUUAAUAGAUUUUGUAACAUCUCAAUGUAGCAUUAUAAGGGAGCAAGAAGCCAUUAUAAACUCAACCAACAUGGAAGCAAGUUUUGCAAAUAAUAUGAACAUGAACAGUGAACAACAAUCUUCGAAACCAUUUCUAGCUGUUGAUCAAGAUCAUGAUCAUCACCAUCACCCUCAAAUUAAUCAAUUCCAGCUGGCACAUCAAGCAUUAGAGGAUUUGAAUAACUUAGCAUAUGAUAUCUCCGGAAACCGAGUCCCUCUAUGCAGUCCUCCAAUGAAUUUCUUGCAGCAAUUUAAUUAUAAUGAGGAUAAUAAGAACUACAAGACUAAAAAUUGUGAUGAUACUUUCUUCGAAGGCGCUGUUCAUGGAGUUGAAGAUAUUCAGAAAUCAGUAAUAAGUGAUAGUAAUAAUAAAGAAGAGAAGCAAUGGGAUGAUAAAGAGUGUAUUAAACAGGAGAAAGGGAAAUCGGAUUCGAUGGACUGUAAUUAUGAUGAACUUGAUGACGAAAAUGAUGCUAAAUAUAUGAGAAGAACAGGAAGAAAACCUGAAGCUAAAAAUCUUCAUGCUGAAAGAAAGAGAAGGAAAAGGCUUAAUGGGAGACUCUAUGAUCUACGUGCCUUGGUUCCCAAAAUUUCUAAUCUGAACAAGGCUGCCAUACUUGGAGAUGCAAUUGAAUUUGUGAAGGAGUUGCAGCAGCAAGAAAAAGAACUGCAAGAUGAGCUUAAAGAGCAUUCAGAUGAUGAAGAUGGCAAAAAUGGGAAUCAAAGCAAUAUUCCAUCAGAAACUCUAAGCCAAAAUGGAGGUCUUGGAAAUGGGUUUCAGGCGGGAGCAUCAGAAGUUAGCUGCCCAAAAUUGAAUCAGCAAAAGUCAGAAAAUUUUCAUGAUAAGGGACAACAAAUGGAGGUCCAAGUAGAAGUGGCUCAAAUAGAUGGAAAUGAGUUCUUUGUAAAGGUAUUUUGUGAGCAUAAGGCAGGUGGGUUUGUGAGAUUAAUGGAGGCAUUGGAUUCUCUUGGCUUAGAAGUUACCAACGUCAAUGUAACAAGCUGCAGAGGCCUUGUCUCAAAUGUUUUCAAAGUAGAGAAGAAGGAUAGUGAAAUGGUUCAAGCAGAUUAUGUGAGGAACUCUUUGUUAGAGCUAACAAGAGACCAUCCAAGAGGAUGGCCAGCUUCAGAUAAUGGUAACGGCAUGGACUAUCACCACCACCACCACCACCACCACCACCAUCACCACCUCCACAAUGCCAUGUCACUUCCAAUCACCACCACCUCCACAACCUUCAUGGUUAAGUAUAGCUAGAAUAGAUAACAUGGUAGAAUUUUUAUUUUUAAAUAUCAUUACUAAAUUCAAGAGAUAAACUUAGUAUAGUGCAAAAUAAAAUAAAAUAAAAUGAGAUUAUUUUAUUGCAAAAUAAAAUAAAAUAAAAUCUCAACUUAAUUUGA
Jatropha curcas is the source of this 2091-nucleotide messenger RNA. The record is from RefSeq and is a predicted model, not a curated record. NCBI's taxonomy places the organism in Eukaryota, Viridiplantae, Streptophyta, Magnoliopsida, Malpighiales, Euphorbiaceae.